This is a messenger RNA of Mustela erminea (ermine), 734 nucleotides long. RefSeq lists its product as uncharacterized. Gene Ontology annotation, biological process: phagocytosis, recognition; phagocytosis, engulfment; complement activation, classical pathway. The record is from RefSeq and is a predicted model, not a curated record. The transcript has a single exon. Gene Ontology annotation, molecular function: immunoglobulin receptor binding; antigen binding. NCBI's taxonomy places the organism in Eukaryota, Metazoa, Chordata, Mammalia, Carnivora, Mustelidae. Gene Ontology annotation, cellular component: external side of plasma membrane; immunoglobulin complex, circulating; blood microparticle. The coding region runs from base 96 to 734 and encodes 212 amino acids.
UCAAGAUCAAAAGCUUUUGCACAGCAAAGGAAACAGUUAACAAAUCCUCUUUGCUCUUUUAAAAGGUAAUUUAUGGAGAUUAAUGGACAUUAAGUAUGCAAGUGUAUGUGUGUGAGGGAAACAGUGGGUAUGUGACAGUUUCCAGACUAGGAUGUCUUCUGUCUGCAGGUGUCCAGUGUGAGGUGCAGCUGGUGGAGUCUGGAAGAGACCUGGUGAAGCCUGGGGGGAUCCCUGAGACUCUCUGUGCAGCCUCCGGAUUCACCUUCAGUAGCUACUUUAUGAACUGGGUCCGCCAGACUCCAAGGAAGGGGCUGCAGAGGGUCGCAGAUAUUAGCAAUGAUGGAAGUAGCACAAGCUACACAGACUUUGUGAAGGGUCGAUUCACCAUCCCCAGAAACAAUGGCAAGAAAAUGCUGUAUCUGCAGAUGAACAGCCUGAGAGCUGAGGACACAGCUGUGUAUUACUGUGUGAGAGACACAGGGAGGGGACCUCAGUGUGAGCCCAGAGACAAACCUCACUGUAGGACGGGAUCUGGACCACCAGGGGGUGCACAACACUCACUAAUUCUAUCUUUAGAAUUUAACCAGGAGCAGCUGCAGAUGGUGGUUAUGAGCAGGUUUCCUGUCAGGGUCUGGGGCUUCCUCUCCAUAGAGCAGUUUCCCCGCAGGAAGCCUCUCUGGACACAUGAUUCUGUGCUUACUUCUUCACCCUCUGACUUAGAAAAUUUGUUCUAA